Molecule: messenger RNA, 3066 nt
Organism: Planococcus citri (citrus mealybug)
Lineage: Eukaryota; Metazoa; Arthropoda; Insecta; Hemiptera; Pseudococcidae
Product: PP2C-like domain-containing protein CG9801
Exons: 7
Coding region: 144-1628 (494 amino acids)
Source: RefSeq, a predicted model, not a curated record
GAAUUUUUUUCUGAAGUGAUAAAAUAAAACAAUGAAAUAACACAUAAAUUAAUGAAAUAAAAGCUAUGGUUUUCUUUUAAAUAAAUGUGAAAUGGAAUAACUCAUUUAAUUUUUUACAUUCUGUCGUAAUGCUGUAGGGUACGAUGUCUUCUUUUCGUCAAAAAGUAGUUAGUUUUAUCCGGCAAUUAUCAACUUCAUCUCUUCACGAAGAUAAUGCAUCUGAAAACUUCAUUCAGAAUUACCUCAAAGGUAAAGAAAUCCACCGACACGAACCAGACAUUCUUCAUGGAAGAUCUCCUCAAGAACUACCACCUCGAACCAUAGGAGAUUUUUCGUAUCCAGUUUUGAAUUGCAUGACCGGUCCAGAUGGAGGAUUGACCACGGUUAACAAGCAAGAGAAGCACGUGUCAGCGAGCGACCCUGAUAUACAUUUCAUCGACGAUCAGACUGACAAUGCUAGCGUCGUUCAAGACAUAAAUUCCAACGUUUCCUGCGCAUCAUCAGCUACAACAAACUGCCUGUCUAAAAAUUUUGUUCCUCUGCAAAAAUCGGAAAGUGCUCCUGUUUGUCAAGAUGCUCAAAACGAGCCGACGCAGCAACCCGAAAACGCUGAUUCGGAAGUGGAAAUUGCGGGAGUUGUUCAUUGGAAUAGACCACAUAAUCGAGCCUACGGAGCAUCUACUACUCUAUACGAACUGCACCCAGUAACCAGAGUAAACGCUGGAGAACCGAUCGCCGAUUGUUUUGCCAUCGUAGCUCGUAAAGAUUCGGCCAUCUUGGUACUAGCUGAUGGCGUGAAUUGGGGACAGAAAGCUUGCAUAGCUGCCAGAGCCGCCGUACACGGAUGCGUUGAUUAUCUAAACAAGUCGAUAUUUUCUCUAAUCAUGAAAGAAACAUUUACCACCACGGAAAUUUUUCGAUCGUUAUUAAGGUCGUUUAAUUCGGCUCAUAAUUUAAUUCUACAAGAAGAAGGCAUGCUUACUACUCUAACAGCUGUAGUCGUUUUACCUCUGCCUAUCCCCGGAAAGUACAUCGCGUGUUGUUGUAACGUAGGUGAUAGUUUAGCCUAUGUUUAUAAUCCUCGUUACGGUGUUCGUGAAUUGACCCAAGGUUCUCACGACGUGUACACGAUGCGCGAUAUGCGUGAUGCAUUAGGUGCGUUAGGACCUGUCGACGGUCAGAAUCCCGAAUUGACCAAUCUAACGUUAGCUAUGACUGAAGUAGAACCGGAUGAUUUGGUUUUCGUUACAUCGGACGGUGUAUCUGAUAAUUUAGAUCCAGUUAUUGGAAAAUUCGCCGGAUUACCCACUGUCGAAGCAUUCCAACGCCAUAAGCUCACAUUACUAAGAACCGAAGACUUAUUACGAAAUGGCGUUUCUGGUAAAGGUUCGCCGGUCAAGAAUGCCAAAGAAUUGGUCGUCAAUUUAUUAGAUUUCGUAACCAGACUAACGGCAGCUAAACGACAUAUCCUCGAAGAUGUCGACUUAUACGUUAGCAGCGAAGGCAAAGAUUUGAGUCGUAAUGAACAAAGAAGUCGUCGUAAAGAAAUCAGCGGAAAAUUAUGCUUAGUACCUGGUAAACUAGAUCACGCUACCGUCGUAGCAUAUUCCGUCGGACAAAUGGAUUAAUUCAUCGAGAGUAUUUCGCUGCAUAAUUCGUACAGGUCUUUCAUACAAUCGGUUAUUUGCACUUUUCCAGAGUGAAAUGUUGUAAUAAUGAGAAGUGUAAAUAUUUACUCUUGAAUUCUAUAUCUUUAUGGGUGAAAUAUUCCGCAGAAUCUGUCAUGAGUUUGUUUUCGUUAUCGUUGUUUAACCCUGUAGAGUUGUUGGGUGAGCUCAAAGUAGGUGAAAGUUUCUUCUUUAUACUCAGGGUAGUCUAGCUUCCUCGAUCUUCCAGAUAGUUUUCAACGUUGAACGACGACGAAAGCAAAAAAUCCUAUCAAUUUAUGUCAGCAUUCUGUAGAAUGUAUCGCAAUUUUAAGAAAUAAUUUAUCACUUUUCAACUUUUUCCAACACGAAUUAAAAAUUGACUUCGUUUUUAAUUUUUUUUUUUUUGGCUUCUGAUUUUUUUACUGCUUUAAUCGAACAGUCUUACUUGUGUAAGUACAUAUCUCCAAUAUCCUGACAUUUAUUUAAGGGCAUUCCAAUAUCUAUGUGUUUGUGUGUGUUUUGAGUAUUCUUUUGUGUGACGUCUCCUAGAUUCAUAAAUUCUACAUUCAAACAGGAUCUCUUUUUUUUUUAUGUUCUACAACAAUCCUUUCUUUUUUUUUAUUAUUCGUAAAUAGUUUCGUGUCUUUCUUAAAAAUAAUUUCGUUGCAUUUAGUAUUCCUUUUGUGAUAAAACAAUGUUCGGAUUUCCGUUUUAAUUUGGAUACUAAAACUUUUGCUAUUUUGAGGCAGAUGUAUUCGCAUUAUUUUGUUAUGUGUUUAAUUUAGUUUUUUUUUUCGCAUAAUGUUAGGUUAUUUUAUUAUUUUGUGAAAUUAAUCACAAGUGUGUUUGUGUGUGUGUACCUGUUCGUGAGUAAAACUAUACCUCUGCUAAAUUAUUUCUCGAAUUCCUCGUCUCUAGAUUUCUAUCCACGUGUAUUUUCCGUCCUAGUUUUUGUACUAAGCUGUAAUUUGCUUUAAGAACAGUGCUAAAUUAUCGAGCUUGUGUAGACCUCAUAUAUAUAUAUGAGAUGUGAUUAUUUUAAUAGGACAAAGUAUCAGUCUAAUAACAUUAUGUUACGACCAUUUGAAAAAAAUAUGUAAUAUUUUAUGAGCUUUUGUAAUAACCAACCACUACCGAUGUAUGUUUUAAUUUUUUUUUUCUUUAUACCUAUGUUCGAAUUUCUUCUAUUGAUAAUAUUGUAAGUUAAUGAGAUGUUUUAUAAAAUAUUUAACGUAUAUGAACCAGAUCAGUGCAAUAUGUAGAGUGGUUAAAAUUUUGGAUAAGUAUGUGAUAUAUAAGUGUGUGCCUUUUAUAUGUAUUUGUUAAGGCUUUACAGCCUAAAAAACGUAUCUUACUUCGUCUUGUAUAAUAUUGAUGUACUGAAAAAUAUAUCAAUAAUAUCGAGAUUUUUCGUCUU